AUGGCUUCCAAGAGCAUCAAACUCCUAGCAUUUCUGCUCCUCCUGAAUCUCAUUUGUUUCACCCUAGUGAGCGCAUGUGCUCCGACCCGGGGAGCAUCUUGCCCUGAAAAUGUCCAACAACUUAAAGCAUGUGCCGGUUUGCUCGGAUCUUCUUCCGGAGAAUGCUGCUCUCUUAUUGGUGGACUCGCGGACCUUGAAGCCACGGCUUGCCUUUGCACCGCCGUCAGAGCCAACGUUUUCAACCUUGUUGAGUUAGACAUUCCAGUUCGUCUCGGUUUGAUCCUUAAUGGAUGUGGCAAGACCUUUGCCGAUGGUUACAAAUGUGUCUGA
Oldenlandia corymbosa var. corymbosa is the source of this 330-nucleotide messenger RNA. Lineage: Eukaryota; Viridiplantae; Streptophyta; Magnoliopsida; Gentianales; Rubiaceae. The record is from the annotation of a GenBank genome assembly.